AUGGAUCCCAGGGCUAGUGGAAGACGAUCUGUUGAAAAUCUACUGAUUGAGCAUCGGAAUGUACAGAAUGGAAGUGACCGGGGAAGGUCAUCUGACUCUGAGGGUAGAAUGGUCGAUGAAAGUUUCAAUGAAAUAGAAGAAAUACCACUGGAUCGUGUAGCAUCCAGGGCUAGUGGAAGAAGAUCUGUUGAAAAUGCUACUGAUGAGCAUCGGAAUGUACAGAAUGGAAGUGACCGGGGAAGGUCAUCUGACUCUGAGGGUAGAAUGGUCGAUGAAAGUUUCAAUGAAAUAGAAGAAAUACCACUGGAUCGUGUAGCAGUAGAUGAUAAUGGAUCCAGGGCUAGUGGAAGAAGAUCUGUUGAAAAUGCUACUGAUGAGCAUCGGAAUGUACAGAAUGGAAGUGACCGGGGAAGGUCAUCUGACUCUGAGGGUAGAAUGGUCGAUGAAAGUUUCAAUGAAAUAGAAGAAAUACCACUGGAUCGUGUAGCAGUAGAUGAUAAUGGAUCCAGGGCUAGUGGAAGAAGAUCUGUUGAAAAUGCUACUGAUGAGCAUCGGAAUGUACAGAAUGGAAGUGACCGGGGAAGGUCAUCUGACUCUGAGGGUAGAAUGGUCGAUGAAAGUUUCAAUGAAAUAGAAGAAAUACCACUGGAUCGUGUAGCAGUAGAUGAUAAUGGAUCCAGGGCUAGUGGAAGAAGAUCUGUUGAAAAUGCUACUGAUGAGCAUCGGAAUGUACAGAAUGGAAGUGACCGGGGAAGGUCAUCUGACUCUGAGGGUAGAAUGGUCGAUGAAAGUUUCAAUGAAAUAGAAGAAAUACCACUGGAUCGUGUAGCAGUAGAUGAUAAUGGAUCCAGGGCUAGUGGAAGAAGAUCUGUUGAAAAUGCUACUGAUGAGCAUCGGAAUGUACAGAAUGGAAGUGACCGGGGAAGGUCAUCUGACUCUGAGGGUAGAAUGGUCGAUGAAAGUUUCAAUGAAAUAGAAGAAAUACCACUGGAUCGUGUAGCAGUAGAUGAUAAUGGAUCCAGGGCUAGUGGAAGAAGAUCUGUUGAAAAUGCUACUGAUGAGCAUCGGAAUGUACAGAAUGGAAGUGACCGGGGAAGGUCAUCUGACUCUGAGGGUAGAAUGGUCGAUGAAAGUUUCAAUGAAAUAGAAGAAAUACCACUGGAUCGUGUAGCAGUAGAUGAUAAUGGAUCCAGGGCUAGUGGAAGAAGAUCUGUUGAAAAUGCUACUGAUGAGCAUCGGAAUGUACAGAAUGGAAGUGACCGGGGAAGGUCAUCUGACUCUGAGGGUAGAAUGGUCGAUGAAAGUUUCAAUGAAAUAGAAGAAAUACCACUGGAUCGUGUAGCAGUAGAUGAUAAUGGAUCCAGGGCUAGUGGAAGAAGAUCUGUUGAAAAUGCUACUGAUGAGCAUCGGAAUGUACAGAAUGGAAGUGACCGGGGAAGGUCAUCUGACUCUGAGGGUAGAAUGGUCGAUGAAAGUUUCAAUGAAAUAGAAGAAAUACCACUGGAUCGUGUAGCAGUAGAUGAUAAUGGAUCCAGGGCUAGUGGAAGAAGAUCUGUUGAAAAUGCUACUGAUGAGCAUCGGAAUGUACAGAAUGGAAGUGACCGGGGAAGGUCAUCUGACUCUGAGGGUAGAAUGGUCGAUGAAAGUUUCAAUGAAAUAGAAGAAAUACCACUGGAUCGUGUAGCAGUAGAUGAUAAUGGAUCCAGGGCUAGUGGAAGAAGAUCUGUUGAAAAUGCUACUGAUGAGCAUCGGAAUGUACAGAAUGGAAGUGACCGGGGAAGGUCAUCUGACUCUGAGGGUAGAAUGGUCGAUGAAAGUUUCAAUGAAAUAGAAGAAAUACCACUGGAUCGUGUAGCAGUAGAUGAUAAUGGAUCCAGGGCUAGUGGAAGAAGAUCUGUUGAAAAUGCUACUGAUGAGCAUCGGAAUGUACAGAAUGGAAGUGACCGGGGAAGGUCAUCUGACUCUGAGGGUAGAAUGGUCGAUGAAAGUUUCAAUGAAAUAGAAGAAAUACCACUGGAUCGUGUAGCAGUAGAUGAUAAUGGAUCCAGGGCUAGUGGAAGAAGAUCUGUUGAAAAUGCUACUGAUGAGCAUCGGAAUGUACAGAAUGGAAGUGACCGGGGAAGGUCAUCUGACUCUGAGGGUAGAAUGGUCGAUGAAAGUUUCAAUGAAAUAGAAGAAAUACCACUGGAUCGUGUAGCAGUAGAUGAUAAUGGAUCCAGGGCUAGUGGAAGAAGAUCUGUUGAAAAUGCUACUGAUGAGCAUCGGAAUGUACAGAAUGGAAGUGACCGGGGAAGGUCAUCUGACUCUGAGGGUAGAAUGGUCGAUGAAAGUUUCAAUGAAAUAGAAGAAAUACCACUGGAUCGUGUAGCAGUAGAUGAUAAUGGAUCCAGGGCUAGUGGAAGAAGAUCUGUUGAAAAUGCUACUGAUGAGCAUCGGAAUGUACAGAAUGGAAGUGACCGGGGAAGGUCAUCUGACUCUGAGGGUAGAAUGGUCGAUGAAAGUUUCAAUGAAAUAGAAGAAAUACCACUGGAUCGUGUAGCAGUAGAUGAUAAUGGAUCCAGGGCUAGUGGAAGAAGAUCUGUUGAAAAUGCUACUGAUGAGCAUCGGAAUGUACAGAAUGGAAGUGACCGGGGAAGGUCAUCUGACUCUGAGGGUAGAAUGGUCGAUGAAAGUUUCAAUGAAAUAGAAGAAAUACCACUGGAUCGUGUAGCAGUAGAUGAUAAUGGAUCCAGGGCUAGUGGAAGAAGAUCUGUUGAAAAUGCUACUGAUGAGCAUCGGAAUGUACAGAAUGGAAGUGACCGGGGAAGGUCAUCUGACUCUGAGGGUAGAAUGGUCGAUGAAAGUUUCAAUGAAAUAGAAGAAAUACCACUGGAUCGUGUAGCAGUAGAUGAUAAUGGAUCCAGGGCUAGUGGAAGAAGAUCUGUUGAAAAUGCUACUGAUGAGCAUCGGAAUGUACAGAAUGGAAGUGACCGGGGAAGGUCAUCUGACUCUGAGGGUAGAAUGGUCGAUGAAAGUUUCAAUGAAAUAGAAGAAAUACCACUGGAUCGUGUAGCAGUAGAUGAUAAUGGAUCCAGGGCUAGUGGAAGAAGAUCUGUUGAAAAUGCUACUGAUGAGCAUCGGAAUGUACAGAAUGGAAGUGACCGGGGAAGGUCAUCUGACUCUGAGGGUAGAAUGGUCGAUGAAAGUUUCAAUGAAAUAGAAGAAAUACCACUGGAUCGUGUAGCAGUAGAUGAUAAUGGAUCCAGGGCUAGUGGAAGAAGAUCUGUUGAAAAUGCUACUGAUGAGCAUCGGAAUGUACAGAAUGGAAGUGACCGGGGAAGGUCAUCUGACUCUGAGGGUAGAAUGGUCGAUGAAAGUUUCAAUGAAAUAGAAGAAAUACCACUGGAUCGUGUAGCAGUAGAUGAUAAUGGAUCCAGGGCUAGUGGAAGAAGAUCUGUUGAAAAUGCUACUGAUGAGCAUCGGAAUGUACAGAAUGGAAGUGACCGGGGAAGGUCAUCUGACUCUGAGGGUAGAAUGGUCGAUGAAAGUUUCAAUGAAAUAGAAGAAAUACCACUGGAUCGUGUAGCAGUAGAUGAUAAUGGAUCCAGGGCUAGUGGAAGAAGAUCUGUUGAAAAUGCUACUGAUGAGCAUCGGAAUGUACAGAAUGGAAGUGACCGGGGAAGGUCAUCUGACUCUGAGGGUAGAAUGGUCGAUGAAAGUUUCAAUGAAAUAGAAGAAAUACCACUGGAUCGUGUAGCAGUAGAUGAUAAUGGAUCCAGGGCUAGUGGAAGAAGAUCUGUUGAAAAUGCUACUGAUGAGCAUCGGAAUGUACAGAAUGGAAGUGACCGGGGAAGGUCAUCUGACUCUGAGGGUAGAAUGGUCGAUGAAAGUUUCAAUGAAAUAGAAGAAAUACCACUGGAUCGUGUAGCAGUAGAUGAUAAUGGAUCCAGGGCUAGUGGAAGAAGAUCUGUUGAAAAUGCUACUGAUGAGCAUCGGAAUGUACAGAAUGGAAGUGACCGGGGAAGGUCAUCUGACUCUGAGGGUAGAAUGGUCGAUGAAAGUUUCAAUGAAAUAGAAGAAAUACCACUGGAUCGUGUAGCAGUAGAUGAUAAUGGAUCCAGGGCUAGUGGAAGAAGAUCUGUUGAAAAUGCUACUGAUGAGCAUCGGAAUGUACAGAAUGGAAGUGACCGGGGAAGGUCAUCUGACUCUGAGGGUAGAAUGGUCGAUGAAAGUUUCAAUGAAAUAGAAGAAAUACCACUGGAUCGUGUAGCAGUAGAUGAUAAUGGAUCCAGGGCUAGUGGAAGAAGAUCUGUUGAAAAUGCUACUGAUGAGCAUCGGAAUGUACAGAAUGGAAGUGACCGGGGAAGGUCAUCUGACUCUGAGGGUAGAAUGGUCGAUGAAAGUUUCAAUGAAAUAGAAGAAAUACCACUGGAUCGUGUAGCAGUAGAUGAUAAUGGAUCCAGGGCUAGUGGAAGAAGAUCUGUUGAAAAUGCUACUGAUGAGCAUCGGAAUGUACAGAAUGGAAGUGACCGGGGAAGGUCAUCUGACUCUGAGGGUAGAAUGGUCGAUGAAAGUUUCAAUGAAAUAGAAGAAAUACCACUGGAUCGUGUAGCAGUAGAUGAUAAUGGAUCCAGGGCUAGUGGAAGAAGAUCUGUUGAAAAUGCUACUGAUGAGCAUCGGAAUGUACAGAAUGGAAGUGACCGGGGAAGGUCAUCUGACUCUGAGGGUAGAAUGGUCGAUGAAAGUUUCAAUGAAAUAGAAGAAAUACCACUGGAUCGUGUAGCAGUAGAUGAUAAUGGAUCCAGGGCUAGUGGAAGAAGAUCUGUUGAAAAUGCUACUGAUGAGCAUCGGAAUGUACAGAAUGGAAGUGACCGGGGAAGGUCAUCUGACUCUGAGGGUAGAAUGGUCGAUGAAAGUUUCAAUGAAAUAGAAGAAAUACCACUGGAUCGUGUAGCAGUAGAUGAUAAUGGAUCCAGGGCUAGUGGAAGAAGAUCUGUUGAAAAUGCUACUGAUGAGCAUCGGAAUGUACAGAAUGGAAGUGACCGGGGAAGGUCAUCUGACUCUGAGGGUAGAAUGGUCGAUGAAAGUUUCAAUGAAAUAGAAGAAAUACCACUGGAUCGUGUAGCAGUAGAUGAUAAUGGAUCCAGGGCUAGUGGAAGAAGAUCUGUUGAAAAUGCUACUGAUGAGCAUCGGAAUGUACAGAAUGGAAGUGACCGGGGAAGGUCAUCUGACUCUGAGGGUAGAAUGGUCGAUGAAAGUUUCAAUGAAAUAGAAGAAAUACCACUGGAUCGUGUAGCAGUAGAUGAUAAUGGAUCCAGGGCUAGUGGAAGAAGAUCUGUUGAAAAUGCUACUGAUGAGCAUCGGAAUGUACAGAAUGGAAGUGACCGGGGAAGGUCAUCUGACUCUGAGGGUAGAAUGGUCGAUGAAAGUUUCAAUGAAAUAGAAGAAAUACCACUGGAUCGUGUAGCAGUAGAUGAUAAUGGAUCCAGGGCUAGUGGAAGAAGAUCUGUUGAAAAUGCUACUGAUGAGCAUCGGAAUGUACAGAAUGGAAGUGACCGGGGAAGGUCAUCUGACUCUGAGGGUAGAAUGGUCGAUGAAAGUUUCAAUGAAAUAGAAGAAAUACCACUGGAUCGUGUAGCAGUAGAUGAUAAUGGAUCCAGGGCUAGUGGAAGAAGAUCUGUUGAAAAUGCUACUGAUGAGCAUCGGAAUGUACAGAAUGGAAGUGACCGGGGAAGGUCAUCUGACUCUGAGGGUAGAAUGGUCGAUGAAAGUUUCAAUGAAAUAGAAGAAAUACCACUGGAUCGUGUAGCAGUAGAUGAUAAUGGAUCCAGGGCUAGUGGAAGAAGAUCUGUUGAAAAUGCUACUGAUGAGCAUCGGAAUGUACAGAAUGGAAGUGACCGGGGAAGGUCAUCUGACUCUGAGGGUAGAAUGGUCGAUGAAAGUUUCAAUGAAAUAGAAGAAAUACCACUGGAUCGUGUAGCAGUAGAUGAUAAUGGAUCCAGGGCUAGUGGAAGAAGAUCUGUUGAAAAUGCUACUGAUGAGCAUCGGAAUGUACAGAAUGGAAGUGACCGGGGAAGGUCAUCUGACUCUGAGGGUAGAAUGGUCGAUGAAAGUUUCAAUGAAAUAGAAGAAAUACCACUGGAUCGUGUAGCAGUAGAUGAUAAUGGAUCCAGGGCUAGUGGAAGAAGAUCUGUUGAAAAUGCUACUGAUGAGCAUCGGAAUGUACAGAAUGGAAGUGACCGGGGAAGGUCAUCUGACUCUGAGGGUAGAAUGGUCGAUGAAAGUUUCAAUGAAAUAGAAGAAAUACCACUGGAUCGUGUAGCAGUAGAUGAUAAUGGAUCCAGGGCUAGUGGAAGAAGAUCUGUUGAAAAUGCUACUGAUGAGCAUCGGAAUGUACAGAAUGGAAGUGACCGGGGAAGGAAGGCUAGUGGCAGAAGAUCUGUGGUUCACUUCGAUUUAGAAGAUUCGGGUGACGGAGUUGUUGAUAUUUGUACGCGUGAUUUGCAGGAUAGAGCCUUCGAGGGUUCCGUACAUCAUUCUGAUGGUCAUAGUACUAUGAUGGUGAAUAAAUGUUGCAGUGGAACCAGAGGAAGUUCCGUAGAUGUUAUAAGGUUUACUGAUCUUGGCCUUAGAAGUAGUGGGAGUUCUGUUGAAGAUUUUUCUCACGAUUAUCCAACAGGUGCAUCAGAUGAUGUGUUGAUGCGAAUGUACACCAUAAUUAAUCGAUUGCUUGUACAUCUAAUCGAAUUUGGAUUAACUGGAAAUUCAAUGUCCGAAUCGAAUUUGGCAAACGAUCAGCAUAAAUUUAGUAAGAUGACCAAAAUCCUUUCAGAAUUCCUUAUCAGUUGUUCUUUAGAUGCUGCAUUGUUGAGAGAGAAAUUCUCACAAAUGUAUAAAAUACUUUUGCGAUCAUUUGACUGGUACCACUGUCAGGAUAAACGUUCUUCAUUGAUUUCUAUUGAAAAUUUGCAACCACUCUACUUGGAGACAGAGGAUUUCUAUGAAAGUCAUAGUCAAGUAGACAUUUUGUAUCAAUGCCAAUCAGCGUUUCACUGUAUUGUUACACGAAUAAAUAGAUGUGUUACAAUGAUUACUUCUAAUCUGAAGUCAAUAAACCUCGAAGAUUCCAUGGUUAUUCCUAAAGCACCAUUAUCGACAACUGCUAAUGAGGAUAGGAUUUCGGAAACCAAUGACUUGUCAUUGUCUACACUGUUUGAUGAAUUGUCGGAAAAAUGGAUACAUUUUGAGAAUUUGUUAAAAUCGUAUCGGGCUUUCAUGGAAUCACAUUUGGAAUCUAGUUAUCAGUGUAUAGUAUCAUUGGAAAAACGAUCAACGAAUGCUCGACUGUGUGGUGAAGUCACAUCGUUUUUGAAUGAAGAACCUCAAACAAAUGAAGUAAAGUGUAUCAGUGAUGAGAAACACUCAGAGGACAGUGAACCUGGAAUGGUGGAAGGAACUUUACAUGAAAUGAAUGAGAUUUCCCUGGAUCCCGUAAGAGUAGAUAACAAUGAAUCUAAAGCUAGUAGUAGAUCUGUUGAAAAUUGUGCUCAUGAUUAUCCGAUUGAUUUGUCUGCUGAUCGGUUGAACGAAAUGUACACGAUAAUUGAUCGAUUACUUGUACACUUAAUCGAAUUUGGAUUAACAGGAAACGCAAUGUCCAAAGUCGAUUUGACAAAUGAUCAUCAUAAAUACUGUAUGAUGACUAAUAAGCUUUCGGAAUUCCUAGUCAAUUGUUCUUUAGAUCCUACACUGCUGAAAGAGAAAUUCUCAGAAAUAUAUAAAACACUAUUGAGAUCAUUCCAACCAUACUACUGUCGAAAUCAACAUUCUUCAUUGAUUUCUAUUGAGAGAUUACAGUCGGGCAACUUGAUAAGUGAGAACAUCUUUGACACAAACAAUCAAACAAAAGUGUUGUAUGAAUAUCAACUAUCGUUUUAUUGCAUUGUAACGCUGAUAAAUAGAUUUGUUCCAAUGAUUACUUCUUACUUAAAGUCAAUAAACCUCAAAGAUUCAGUGGUUAUUCCAAAAUCACCAUUAUUGACAGCUACUGAUGUGGAUGGGAUUUUCGAAACCGAUGACUUUUCAUUGUCUACACUGUUUGAUGAAUUGUCGGAAAAAUGGAUAUAUUUUGAGAAUUUGAUAAACUCGUAUCGGUCAUUUAUGGAAUCACAUUUGGAAUCUAGUUAUCAGUGUAUAGUAUCAUUGGAAAAACGAUCAACGAAUGCUCGACUGUGUGGUGAAGUCACAUCGUUUUUGAAUGAAGAACCUCAGACAAAUGAAGUAAAGUGUAUCAGUGAUGAGAAACACUCAGAUGACGUUGAACCUCAAAUGGUUGAAGAUGCUAUAAAUGAAAUGAAAAACCCAAGGGUUGAUUACGUUGGAGUAGAUAAUAGUUUAUCUGGCAAUCGUGAAAAUUCUGUUACAAAUUUUCAGUUUGAUGUUCCAAAUUCAGAAUCCGUUGGUGUACAUGAACAUUCUUUAUACAAAAAUGUCGGAAUUGUGGAAACGUGCAGUGUAAAUGAUGUGAUUUCAGUGGAUCCCGUGAAAUUCAAUAACCAAGAAAUUAUAGAUAGUGUGAAAAGAUCUGUUGAAAAUGCUACUGAUGAGCAUCGGAAUGUACAGAAUGGAAGUGACCGGGGAAGGAAGGCUAUUGGCAGAAGAUCUGUGGUUCACUUCGAUUUAGAAGAUUCGGGUGACGGACCUGUCGAUAUUUGUACGCGUAAUUUGCAGGAUACAGCCUACGACGGUUCCGUCCAACAUUCUGAUGAUCAUAGUACUAGGAUAGUGAAUAUAUGUUGCAGUGAAACGAGAGGAAAUUCAGUUGAUGUUCUAAGGGUUACUGAUCAUGGCUCUAGAAGUAGUGGGAGUUCUAUUGAAGAUUUUUCUCACGAUUAUCCAACAGGUGCAUCAGAUGAUGUGUUGAUGCGAAUGUACACCAUAAUUAAUCGAUUGCUUGUACAUCUAAUCGAAUUUGGAUUAACUGGAAAUUCAAUGUCCGAAUCGAAUUUGGCAAACGAUCAGCAUAAAUUUAGUAAGAUGACCAAAAUCCUUUCAGAAUUCCUUAUCAGUUGUUCUUUAGAUGCUGCAUUGUUGAGAGAGAAAUUCUCACAAAUGUAUAAAAUACUUUUGCGAUCAUUUGACUGGUACCACUGUCAGGAUAAACGUUCUUCAUUGAUUUCUAUUGAAAAUUUGCAACCACUCUACUUGGAGACAGAGGAUUUCUAUGAAAGUCAUAGUCAAGUAGACAUUUUGUAUCAAUGCCAAUCAGCGUUUCACUGUAUUGUUACACGAAUAAAUAGAUGUGUUACAAUGAUUACUUCUAAUCUGAAGUCAAUAAACCUCGAAGAUUCCAUGGUUAUUCCUAAAGCACCAUUAUCGACAACUGCUAAUGAGGAUAGGAUUUCGGAAACCAAUGACUUGUCAUUGUCUACACUGUUUGAUGAAUUGUCGGAAAAAUGGAUACAUUUUGAGAAUUUGUUAAAAUCGUAUCGGGCUUUCAUGGAAUCACAUUUGGAAUCUAGUUAUCAGUGUAUAGUAUCAUUGGAAAAACGAUCAACGAAUGCUCGACUGUGUGGUGAAGUCACAUCGUUUUUGAAUGAAGAACCUCAAACAAAUGAAGUAAAGUGUAUCAGUGAUGAGAAACACUCAGAGGACAGUGAACCUGGAAUGGUGGAAGGAACUUUACAUGAAAUGAAUGAGAUUUCCCUGGAUCCCGUAAGAGUAGAUAACAAUGAAUCUAAAGCUAGUAGUAGAUCUGUUGAAAAUUGUGCUCAUGAUUAUCCGAUUGAUUUGUCUGCUGAUCGGUUGAACGAAAUGUACACGAUAAUUGAUCGAUUACUUGUACACUUAAUCGAAUUUGGAUUAACAGGAAACGCAAUGUCCAAAGUCGAUUUGACAAAUGAUCAUCAUAAAUACUGUAUGAUGACUAAUAAGCUUUCGGAAUUCCUAGUCAAUUGUUCUUUAGAUCCUACACUGCUGAAAGAGAAAUUCUCAGAAAUAUAUAAAACACUAUUGAGAUCAUUCCAACCAUACUACUGUCGAAAUCAACAUUCUUCAUUGAUUUCUAUUGAGAGAUUACAGUCGGGCAACUUGAUAAGUGAGAACAUCUUUGACACAAACAAUCAAACAAAAGUGUUGUAUGAAUAUCAACUAUCGUUUUAUUGCAUUGUAACGCUGAUAAAUAGAUUUGUUCCAAUGAUUACUUCUUACUUAAAGUCAAUAAACCUCAAAGAUUCAGUGGUUAUUCCAAAAUCACCAUUAUUGACAGCUACUGAUGUGGAUGGGAUUUUCGAAAGCGAUGACGUGUCAUUGAUUACACUGUUUGAUGAAUUGUCGGAAAAAUGGAUAUAUUUUGAGAAUUUGAUAAACUCGUAUCGGUCAUUUAUGGAAUCACAUUUGGAAUCUAGUUAUCAGUGUAUAGUAUCAUUGGAAAAACAAUCAACGAAUGCUCAACUGUGUGGUGAAGUCACAUCGUUUUUGAAUGAAGAACCUCAGACAAAUGAAGUAAAGUGUAUCAGUGAUGAGAAACACUCAGAUGACGGUGAACCUCAAGGAAUUAAUGAAUCUUUGAAUGAAGUAGUUGAACUUACUGCGUCUGAACAACUUAUUUCAACAAAACCAGUGAAACAUUCGAAAUUCUCUUGUCUAUCAUGUAAAAGUUUCGGUUGUGGACCAUUCCGAAAACAUUCAUCACGUCAUAAUCAUUCACGUAAACGUGAAUAAUCAAUUAUCUCUUAGUAAUAAUAUCACGAUAUAAAUCUAUUCAAACCAUAUUGGAAUGAUUGAGUAGGAGAUCGACACCAAUAAAAAUAACACACUAUUUUAAAUUCUAUUGCCAAACAAUUCGAUGCUUAUCAAGGUAAAUCUUCAAGCUUUUCCAUGUGAAGAAAAGCAACAAUCAUGACUGGAAGAAUGUAAACAUGAUGGCAAUGGUCAUUUAAUAAUGAUCGAUCUCCAGGGAUAAAGAUUGUUUGCCGCUACCACCACUGGUGACGACAACAAUUAAGAAUUCAUUUUGCAAGUGUCAUUUCUCAUAACGCUGGUGGUCGAUGAACGUUUUGUUGUACAUCCAUCCAGAAAACGAAGUUCCGUUUCCAUAUUUUAUGAGGACAUUAAAAUCAGUUUUUAACAAAUCUAAUGAAUACUUGGUAUUAUAAAAAUUAGGAGAAUAAAAGAAAAUCGGAGCACAAAUCAGAGAGUGGUUUCAUAGAGCAACGCUUGUUCGAUUCACAAGAACGAAACUCAACUCGUGGUCUUUAUGAAAUACGGAAGAUACUGGCGAAAAACGACCGUGUUUUGGCAACGUUAAAUCGACAACAGAUGGGAGUCAACGGUGCACUGAACUACUCUUCUUCUUUCUUUUGUUUACAUCAUUAGUUAAGGAGUGAUUGUUUUUCUCUUCAAAUUGUCCAGUUUUCCCAUUCGAUAGCAUUCACAUUGAACUUGUCCAUAUAACACUCAUCAUCAUUGACAGCAUCAUGUUUAUCUGUAACCUUAUAUUUGAUUUCAUAGCAUGCAUUUAAGUUUUCUAUCUAUCAUGUGUAUGCUUACUUUGCUUGUGUGAUGAUUUUUACUUUUUAUUCUGUCAAAGUUGAUAGCACCAUUUCAUUUACAAGUCCAC
Molecule: messenger RNA, 11599 nt
Organism: Schistosoma turkestanicum
Lineage: Eukaryota; Metazoa; Platyhelminthes; Trematoda; Strigeidida; Schistosomatidae
Source: the annotation of a GenBank genome assembly